AUGUCUCUCGACCGCUCCCCUUCGCCCCGCAGAGGCGGCGGCUGGAGCUCACCGGGUCUAAACAGCCCUUUCGAUCACGAUGGCAGUAACGGUAGUGGGAUGAAUGGCCGCGCACGGAGUCCAGCCCUGCACCUGCAACCCCGGAAAGGGUAUGGUGAUCUCAAUGGUGGUGGCGGAACGGGAGGAGGAGGAGGAGGAGGAGGAGGAGGCGGUGGUGGUGGUGUAUCCUGGGCCAACGCCAAAGCCAACAGUGCGCGCGUGAACGGAUAUCCAUCGUAUCAGAGUCAGAACCAGGGGUUCUUUGGACGGCAUUAUAGGAAGUUGAGUGAGAGUUUACCCGCUUAUUUCUCGCAUGGUGGGCAGGAGGAUCGGUUUGCGGAGAAGGAGAAGUUGGGGCGGGGGAGGCUUGGGGGGAGUGGAGGUGUAGGUGGGACUUGGAUGGAUUUGCCUAGACGGGUUGGGUUGUUGCUUUCGAGGCGGAGGAAGUGGGUUGCUCUUAUCCUACUCGCGAUCGUGGGGGUAUUGGCCUGGUUCCACAAACCCCUCCAAUACGCCUACCGCCGCACCUCCUUCCUCGGCGGCGGCAGCAAAUUCGUGCUCAUCCUCGCCGCGAACCAAGGUGGCGGCGUGAUGGAAUGGAAAGGGCCGAGGGAGUGGGCGAUCGAGCGCGAUUCGGUCAAAAAUAAGAAAAAGUAUGCCGCUGAGUGGGGGUAUGAGUUGGAGAUUGUGGAUAUGAGUACGAAGAAGCGGUAUGCGCAUGAGUGGCGUGAGAGCUGGGAGAAGGUGGAUGUGAUACGGAAUGCCAUGCGGAAGUAUCCUGGGGCUGAGUGGUUCUGGUGGUUGGAUUUGAACACCUUCAUCAUGGAGCCCUCUUACUCCCUCCAACACCACAUCUUCAACCACCUCGCCACCACCACCUACCGCGACAUCAAUACCUUCAACCCUUUACACAUCCAACACCCGCCCAACGGCACCUCCGGCGACCCCAACGCACCAAAAUACGCAAAUUACCUCGACCCCACCACCCUCUCCGCCUCCGGCGACAACAACCCAGCCAGUAUAAAUCUGAUCGUGCCUCAAGACUGCGGCGGGUUUAACCUCGGAUCCUUCUUCGUGAGGAGGAGUUCCUGGACGGAUCGACUACUGGAUAUCUGGUGGGAUCCUGUGUUCUACGAGCAGAAACAUAUGGAGUGGGAGCACAAGGAGCAGGACGCGCUGGAGUACAUCUAUACCAAUCAGCCCUGGAUCCGACCGCACGUGGGAUUCAUCCCGCAACGCCUCGUCAACGCGUUCCCCAACGGCGCGUGCGGGGACGAUCUAGGCGUCCCGGAGGUUAAAAGGGGCGGUGGAGGGAAGAAGAAAUGCCCCUUUCCCCUCACCACUCCCGCGGGCCACUUGGAAGAGGAUGUGCGGCGCGAGUGCGGCGUGCAGGGGAUCCAUUAUCAGGAGUUGGAGAGGGAUUUCCUGGUGAACAUGGCGGGUUGUGAGUGGGGAAGGGAUUGCUGGGGCGAGAUGUAUGCCUAUAGGCAGUUGAGCUAUAAAUUGAAUCGGGGGUUUUUUGAGCGGAGGAAGGAUGCGUGGAUGGAGUGGAGGUAUACUAAGAAGGUGGGCAGGGGGUCGGGGGUGGGGAUUGGGGAGGAGGGGAAGGGUGGUGAGGGGAAGGAGGAGGAUGGGAAGAAGGAGGGGGAGGGGGAUAGGAGGGAGGAUUGA
This is a messenger RNA of Recurvomyces mirabilis, 1710 nucleotides long. RefSeq names its product alpha-1,6-mannosyltransferase (gene MNN10). The transcript has 3 exons. Gene Ontology annotation, cellular component: Golgi membrane. The coding region runs from base 1 to 1710 and encodes 569 amino acids. Gene Ontology annotation, molecular function: glycosyltransferase activity. The record is from RefSeq and is a predicted model, not a curated record. Lineage: Eukaryota; Fungi; Ascomycota; Dothideomycetes; Mycosphaerellales; Teratosphaeriaceae. Gene Ontology annotation, biological process: protein N-linked glycosylation.